GGUAGCUACGUAAUCACUUAACAGAUUAAUGGAUAAAAAAACUAACGGACGUAUUAUUUUGAAAUAAAAUGGUACCUAUGAAAGUAAAAUAUUUUAAAGAUAUUGUAUAAGUUUGGGUAAGAUCUCAAACCUCAGGAUUACUGUGUAAUUUACCUCAAAAAAAAAUUAAAAGGAAAACGGAACAACCUAGCACCAAGCAGCCAUCGAAGCCUUCCCGCAGGCCCGUGUCCCACCCCCCUCAGCCACUCAACGAUCCAUUCCUCAGCCACCCCACACCUGUAGGCGGUCAUCGCACUCCUUGUCGCCGGAAAAAUAACCUUCUCUUUAUCUCUUUCUUUAUCUGUUGGCUUGACUCUUUCUUCCCCUCCUGAUCCGACUAGAGAGAGAACAAAACCCUAAAGUCCCAAAUUCGAUUCAGUUCAAUUCAGUUCGUUUCCAAUUCAAUUAGCAGUGGUUUGGGGCCAGAUGAUCAAGGCGAUGACAAGCGUCAGCAGAACAAAAGCCGGCGCGGCUGCGAUUAAAUCAUCGACGUACAAGCGAUGGGGGCGGAGACACCCGUUUAUCCGAUACGGCCUUCCGAUGAUCUCGCUCACCGUGUGCGGCGCGGUGGGGCUCGGUCACAUGAUACAAGGAAGCAAGGACAUCGCGAAGGUGAAGGACGAUCAGGAGUGGGAGAUAAUCGAGACCCGAAAAGCACUUUCCAGAACGGGGCCCGUUGACGCCUACAAGCCGAAGAACACAUCGCUCGAGGAAGAGCUCAAGGUUUUGCAGCAGAAAGUGGACAUUAACAAGUACGAUUACAAGCCGAUUCCUCGCCCAAGUGAAGGAAAAUGAUAAUUCAGCCUCAAUGCAAUGCAUUAACUUGUGGUUUUGUUGUUUAUGUGCUUGGAGGGAAUUAGUUCAAGUUUUUGGGCUCAAUCAAUAAGCAAUUAACAGUUUAACACCAUGUUUGAUG
Molecule: messenger RNA, 955 nt
Organism: Malus domestica (apple)
Lineage: Eukaryota; Viridiplantae; Streptophyta; Magnoliopsida; Rosales; Rosaceae
Cellular component (GO): mitochondrial membrane
Source: RefSeq, a predicted model, not a curated record